GGUACAAACUUGUUCGACGAAGCAGACCGCUAACUUGUAGCAUGCUCAUGAUCUGUUAUGGCUAGCCAUCGUGACGUUAAUUAUAAAUGGUAGAUUUAAUUAUAGUAUGCAUAUAUACUAUAUAUAUACAUGUUUAUUGCUGCAUUGAGAGCCCCGUGGUCUGCACAUUGAUAUAAAGUUGUUUACUUUAUCCAGAGGUUUAUAGCAUAUUAGCAGUUAGCAUGUCAUGUUUUCUGGAAGUAUCUACAGCAGUUGCCAUGGUUACACCGUGUCCUAAACUUUGAACGAUCAGUUUCGCAUUUUUGCUCCACGAUUCUCUGAUCCUGAAAAGUUUUCCAGUUUCCAGCAGGUAAAGAGGAACAGAAGGCGGCAAAAUGGUGCAGUUACAUGUGAAACGAGGAGAUGAAAGCCAGUUUUUGUUCAACACCACUGUGGACGCGUCUCUGGAGACUGUGAUCCAGCAGAUUGCAUCCAUUUACAAUGGGAGGCUUAAAGUGGAGAGAAUGUGUGCAGAAAUUGCAGAGCUGGCGGAUCAUGGCAUCACUUUACCCCCAAAUAUGCAGGGCCUGACAGAGGAUCAGAUUGUGGAGCUGAAGCUCGUAGAUGAAUGGGAAGAGAAGUGUGUUCCUAGUGGUGGUCCGGUGCUGAGGAAGGAUGACAUAGGAAGGAGGAAUGGACAAGCUCCAAAUGACAAAAUGAAAGAAGUUUUAAUGAAAACAGUAGAUGAAGCAAAGGCACUCAUUUCAAAGAAACAAGCCCAGGCUAAUGUCUGUGUCAUCAUGGACAUGGUGAAAGAGGCUCUUGACCAGCUGAGAGGAGCUGUGAUGAUUGUUUAUCCCAUGGGCCUGCCUCCACACGACCCCAUCCAGAUGGAGAUGGAGGACCGUGAAGACCUUUCGGGAACACAGGCAUCUCUUCAAGUCAUUCCUGAGGAUGAGUGUCAGCUGUGGUGGGCUGCUAAAGAGAUGCAGAGAGGGAAAAAGCUUCAGGACUACAUAGGCAAAAAUGAGAAGACAAAAAUUGUGGUUAAAAUUCAAAAGAAAGGCCAGGGGAUGCCAGCGAGGGAGCCAAUGAUCACAGAGGAACAGCACAAACAGAUGAUGAUGCACUACCACAGGAGACAAGAGGAGCUCAAGAAACUAGAGGAGGCAGAUGAUGACAGCUACCUGGACUCUGAUUGGUCGGAUAGACAAGCUCUCAAAAGACAGUUUCAAGGCUUAACCAACAUCAAAUGGGGGCCGAGGUGAAGUCUAAAACUGCCACAUGAGGUGUGCCUCUAAUAUGCUGUGUUGACUGUUGACUUACUACUGAUGCACACAAGUCACAAAUGGGCUUCAUGCAGAUCCCACAUCCCUAGCUGAUCUUAUAAUAAAACACAAAAAAACAUUGAAAGGACAUAUAGGAUUUGUAAUUAUAAAAUAAAUGCAAUCUUAGUUGUUAAAACUUGUUUUCAUUGUUAGUUUUAUUCUGUUUUAAAGCCAGUGUAUUUUUUAUUACUCAAUUUUUUUGCUUCUUUCUUAUGGCCACCUGGCAUUUAUUAGGUUCAUGAUUUUCCUGUCAGAUGUGGACAUUGAAAGUGGAAAAUGGCUCACCACUUCCCAGUUUUUGAGUUGUAGUGCAGCUAAUGGAAAUCCACUCUCACAUUUGCCAUUCACUCAUGACACAUUCAUCUGUUUGCAAAUAAAUGAGUGUUCAAUAAAACAUUGCUUAUAAAGUGUGAGAAUCUCUACUGUCAUUAAUUAUGUUAUGUCUCAUCUGAGCAUUUUACUUAAUUUUUGUAAAAUGAGAAAUUGAGAUACAAUUCAGUUUCAAAGACCUCACACUUGGUGUAACCCGAACACAGCAGCAUUGUCUUCAGUGACUGUAAGGACACUACACUGAUUUUUUGUGUCCUGUUUGUGGCACAUACAGCUCUCAAAACCAAAGAGCUUGGACCAGCUUAUAACCUUUGUUCCAGUCUUGUUCCAGUCUUGAUACUUUGGAUACAUGGAAACUUGACUUGAUUUUUUUGUCAUUAAAAAUAAUAAAUGUACUUGUUUACUGACAUUUUUGAAUGACUAGUCACAUUUUUAACUUUGUGCAUGCCCUUAUUUGUAUUUGUUCAGUGUGUUUAUGUUGCACUUUUUCACCGUAUCAAGUUCCUAGUUUGUGAACUGUGUUCACAGACUAUGGCAAUAAAAGUCUUCUGAUUCUG
Molecule: messenger RNA, 2194 nt
Organism: Periophthalmus magnuspinnatus
Lineage: Eukaryota; Metazoa; Chordata; Actinopteri; Gobiiformes; Gobiidae
Gene: cfap298
Product: cilia and flagella associated protein 298
Exons: 7
Coding region: 375-1247 (290 amino acids)
Biological process (GO): regulation of cilium movement
Source: RefSeq, a predicted model, not a curated record